GGUACAAGGACGAUAAGCUGUAUCCUUGGGCGCUUCAAGUGUCGCGAUUGAUCCUGUUCCCCGAAAGUGCCAAUCAGACUAUCUAUACCCAAUCUGUGACGCCUGACGAUGCAGGAAAUUACACCUGCGUGCUUAAAAAUGACACCGUCAUGCACAGCCAUACGAUACACCUAAAAGUUUUCGACGAAGUUCCAGACGACCCGAAAAUAACUUAUAUAUCGCAAGAUACAAGCGUUCGGGUGGGAGAUACCGUACGAUUGUUUUGUGAAGCAUUUGGUGGUCAAGUCGAUCUACCAGAUGCACACAGCGAUGCGUACUGGCAAAAAGUUGGUUCCAACCGCACAGUAUACGAACUGCCUUCACAUGUGCAACAGCUGAAAAGUGAUAGAGAGGAUGGACAAACGUUUGGUGUCUAUCUGAUGAUUCCAAGUGUUGAACAAAACGAUUUCGGGACGUAUGUUUGUGUUAUAAGCAAACCUGGAAAUACGAUAGAGCGAUCCGUUUUAGUCAAAGAAUCAGUGGACCCAAUAUCGUACCCGAACCCAAACCCGGUACCCUUUGGCCGUCUCAUCCUGCUUUUCUCUGCGUUGGCCUGCUGUGUAUUGGCCGUUGGCUUCUUGCAUCUGAGGUUCGGCCUCCGAGUGCGGGUGCACCUCAAGGACAGUUUCGGACCUCUGGAAAAUCGAGAAGGCGAUGGUGGCGACGUGCUUAUCGUCCAUUCCUCUCAGGACUCGGAGAUCGCCCUUGGGGUACUGCUUGUCGAUCUGGAAAAGUAUCAGUAUAAGUGCGAGACCAAGGAGUUGGACACCAACACCACCAACUGUCUUCUCUCCAGCCUUAGUGGACCAGCAAUGGGACUCUGAUCACGUUCUUCAUGCCAUCAAACAAUUGCAGACGCUCACUCCCAAACUCAUCGUAGUGGCCUUGAAGGAACUUCCCAAGGACGAAGCUCAACCUAAGAACUCGCAGGGUGAAACACUAGCCACAAUAACCAGAUCAGUGCCAAUGUUGCAAUGGACGAGACGAGACAACGAGAAGUUCUGGUACGCAUUAAGGCUGGAACUUCCGGCGAAAAGAAACACAGUGAACCAUCAAAUCUCGAGCGAUAAAGAAACAAGACUGACUGAUAGUUGUAAAGAUACCAACGUUGAUGAUAUCGUUUAAAUUUUAGUAAUGAGUGCCCUAGUAGCUUCGAUCAUCGAGAGCACAUAUGAAACGAGAAUGUUUAUGAACAAAAAAGUAUCGAAAAUGCGUCUUUCAUAACUGUAGUCCAAGUUCUCAGGUACCACGAACCACCCCAAUUCGCAUCAGUCUGUAUACAUCGUGUGGCAAUUAAAUGCAGGGAAUUUAAGAAAAAAACGUACAAAUAUGUUUAGGUCAAAAUUGCAUCGUCUAUCGUUACAAUGGUGCCGAUUUUUCAAUUAUCAAUUUUUGUACAUCAGAGCCAGACUAGGUUAAGUCCAAAUAAGUAGUUUUGAGAUAAUUGAAUUUGAAAUAUUUUUCUUGUAUUGUAGCAUGAGUUAAAAAAUCAUAACUUCCUUAUUAUUACAGAUAGAUGGAUGCUGAAAGUAGCAAAUGUAAAUUCACAAUAAUUGUCAUUAGCUUAACAGAUUGAAGUCACUUUUGACAAAAAUCGACUAUUCUGUGUCUUAGACAACAAAUAAAUAUUUUCUAUAUACGCCACUGUGUACGAGAUUAUGUGCUGAAUGUACAAGAAAAAUCUGGUAAUCCUGGUUCAAAAAUGUUUUCCUUGCGUUACCCACCUCUAUUUUUCCGAUGAUGAAAAAAUUCUGUUUAUGCAAAUAUUAUGCCUAGCGGAAGCAUCGGUGUUGAAAAAAAGAGAAUCCUGAAUUUCCUGAGAAACUUGUGACUAGUAAAAAGUCGGUGAUUGCUGUUAUUGAAAGCUACAUUGGUGCUGUAUAUUAAAUACAGGGUGUCACAAAUUCGAGUGUGUAUACAUACAUUUGAAACCUUCCCACCACGUAUUUAUUAAUAAGUAAAAGAAAAAACGUCUAAUGAUUUGUCACGGGGGAAACUUUUUAACCAAAAAUUACUUCUCCUCCUUCCACCCUCUGCUCCCCAGGGUCAUUCUCUUUAAAGUUUUGAAUGACAAGGGGUAUCGGUAAUAGCUUGUUUGAAAGGUCUUUCGAAGUCCUCUAUUUUGACAUUUGAUUUUUUAAAAUCGGUCUAUUCGUCUUCGAGAAAAUUAGAAUAAUCUUUUUUAUCUUAAUUUGUUCAGAUAGCAAACAAAAACACACGAAAAUAUCACUUUUUAUUUCAAUGCGUUCAAAAUGGUGUCUGUUAUUGGCCAAACAUAUAGGCGAUGUUCAAAUUCCUGACGGACAUUUUCAAAAACAUGUUGUGGGAUGUCAUGGCAGCUUUCGAUGAUGCGCUGACGAAGUUCAUCCAAACUUUUAGGUUGGAAAGUAAACACAAUAGAUUUCAAAUGGCCCCCUAGAAAAAAGUCUAAUGGCGUCAAAUCAGGAGAUUUGGCAGGCCAUCCUAUAGGCCCUCUUCGCCCUAUCCAUUUAUCUGGUAACUCGUCGUCUAGCCAUUGCCGAACCGGAAGAACAUAGUGAGGAGGACUUGUUGGAAAUAUAUUUCAGCCUCAUCUAGUAUAGGGUUUUCAUCCUCUUCGAUUUGAUAAAUGUCUCCAUUCAAAUUCCCAUUAAUAAACAAUAGCGCAAUCAAUUUGUUUCCUAAAAUGCCUGUCCUUACAUUAAUUUUUUGAGGGAACUGGAUAUAUAUCCUUUAAUUUCUUUGGGUAGAAGGCAAAGUAUUGCAAAAGUACACUCUUAUAACUUAAACUCUCAAGCUUUCGAAGAUCUAUGUCUUCAUCGUCUGGAGUAAGUCGGCGAGAUUGUUGCUGAAAUUGUUUUUAAACAACAGUGAAGGGAACACAUAGUCGACGAAUAAAAAAUUGGACUGAUGAGGUUCGAUUAGGACGGAAUUAUUUUAUUAUUAGAUGGCAAAUCAUAUUUAAAGGUUUUUUCUAAAUUAAACGUUGAUUGAUUUUGGAAGAAAUUUGGAGAUUUUAAAACUAUCAACUAUUGAAAAUUCCCUCGAGAUUUCAUCUUUUUUCCACUGAUAACAUAGACAUUAUCCAUAUAAUAUGUCUUGCUUUGAUUUCUUCCCUUGUGCCCGGUUUUCUUGUGAAUGUUGAUCCCAACCAGACAAAUUGAUCGACCUCGUCAAAAUUAUACCUUUAUGCUCCUGUCAUAAAAUCAUCACUUGUCCAUCUCAUAUAUUUAGUUUUUUCCUGGUUUGUCAUUAGACCCUUUUCCUUUGCUUUCUCUUUAAGAGUUUUUAGUACUUGUAUCAAUUCUCUUUUGCUUCUAGCAACAAUUGCAAUUGUCAUCUGCGAGCGCUAAACAUUGGUGCUUUCUAUUGUAUAAUAAACCAUUCCUAUUUAAAUUUGCUGCUCUGAUUAUAUCUUCCAAUACAUAGUUGAAUAAAACUGUUGACAACGGAUCCCCUUACCGCAACCCCACUUUUACCUUGAACUUUUCCUCUAACUUUUAUUCUAUUUUCCGUUUCCUGAAGUGUCAACUUUAUUAGCCUUAUAAUCUUUUCACUAUUUCCUAGUCCUCUUAGUGCUUGGCAUACUGCCGAUCUUCGGAUUGUAUCAUAUGCUUUUUUGAAGUCUAUAAACACUACAUAUGUCUCUUUCUGAUGUUGAUAACUCUCAGCCUAGAUCUCUCUAAGCGAAAAAAAUCGGUCCACCACUCCCCACUCCUAUUCUUUCUAACAUUUUCGAUGAAAGUCUACUCUUAAUACAGGUAGCUAGCACUUUAUAUCCAACAUUCAAUAGGGCUAUCCCUGUAUAGUGUUUUUAUCACCUUUCUUAAACAUUGGGCUUAUUAACGCCUCACUCCAUUCACGCGUCAUUCUUUCUGUUUCCCAAAUUUCCCCUAUCAAACUGUGCAUUACCUCAAUAACUUUGUCGCCUGUGACUUCAUCUAUACCAGCACUUUUAUUUGAUUUCAAGCUUCCUAGAAUCUUUUUUAUAUCAUCUAGGUCUGGUUUAUCAUCCAACUCCGUUUCAUGUUCCUCAAAAUCGUUAAUUCCGUGCUCGUCGUCUUCCCGAAAAUUUUCAUUCUGGAACUGGACAUGUCCUUCUAUAAAAGCAUGACGGUUUUCAUUGCUCCAAUACUUGCGGUUGUGCCUAUUAACAAAUCCAUUUAGAUAAAAUGUGCAUAAAUCACUGAAGCAGAUAUUUUUUACAUGAAUGGUAUUAUCAUUAAUCGCUGCAGUUAUGUGAUCACAAAACCCAACUCACCUAUUAAAAUUAUCUUCGGUUAACUCUUGCAAUAUUUUCAUUUUGAAUGGAUGAAAUUUAUGGAGUUUAGUAAAUGUGUGUACAGAGCCUACUGAAAUACCAGUCACAGCAACAAUUUUGCCUAUUGAAGUAUUAGGAUUUAUUCCAAAAUGACCCAAAACUUCAACUUGUGCGGACAGACUAAAAAUUCUCCGAUGAUCAUGUUUUUUAUUUGCAACAGAUCCAGUUUGAGUAAAUUUAGUAAUAAGGUCCACAACAUACCUACGCGAAGUUAUCUUUCCCUGAUGUCUGGCGUUAUUCCCUUUCCUUUGGCUAGUGUGUAAACUAUUUUGGAAGUAAAAUCUGAAUCAAUAAAUCAAUUUUCACUAUCCCAAGAUUGUCACAAAGGUUGCUGACAGCAAAUUAAAUACUUUCUUCCCCUUAGGAACAAAUAACUAAACACGUUUUGAAUUAUAAACGAAUUGUAGAUUUUGCAAACCCUAACGGGCUACAUUUUGAACACUUAUUGAAAUAAAAAGUGAUAUUUUCGUGUCUUUUUGUUUUCUAUCUGAACCAAUUCAGAUAAAUAAACAUUUUACUAAUUUUCUCGAAAACGAAUCGACCGAUUUUAAAAAAUCAAACGUCAAAAUAAAGGACUUCGAAAGACCUUUCAAACAAGCUAUUACUCGAUACCCCUUGUCAUUUAAAAUAUUUAAGGGAAUGACCCUAGGAGCUGAGGGUGAAAGGAGGUAAAAUAAUGUUUGAUUAAAAAGUCCCCCUUGACAGAUCAUUUAACGUGUCUCGGCGUUUUUUCUUUUAAUUGAUGGUUGUCGAUAAAUCCGUCGUGGGAAGUUUUCAAAUGAACACCCUGUAUAGGGAUCACAAAAUAAGUGUGUAAGUACAGCGGUUGGACGUUUCUUCUCGUUUUCCAAGCCUCUCUGUUUUGCUAUAGUUCAUUAUCUAGUUGUCUUUUCUUAUUGCUUCAGCUAUCUUUUGAUCCCAAGUUCUUUUUGGUCUCCCCCCUUUUCCUUUUAAAUCGUGGUUUCUAUUUCCACAAUUUUUGGGGCUAGUUUCAGUCUUCAGACAGUUUUCUCAUCAUUUGUUUUGUUUCUGUACGAUCUGUAAAAGUUGUUUGCGCAUCCAUGCUUUGUCUCGUCAGUCGUUCCUACAAUUGUAGG
Acanthoscelides obtectus is the source of this 5436-nucleotide messenger RNA. The record is from the annotation of a GenBank genome assembly. NCBI's taxonomy places the organism in Eukaryota, Metazoa, Arthropoda, Insecta, Coleoptera, Chrysomelidae.